Solanum tuberosum (potato) is the source of this 1291-nucleotide messenger RNA. RefSeq lists its product as uncharacterized. Bases 169 to 987 code for a protein of 272 amino acids. Lineage: Eukaryota; Viridiplantae; Streptophyta; Magnoliopsida; Solanales; Solanaceae. The transcript is spliced from 11 exons. The record is from RefSeq and is a predicted model, not a curated record.
AAAGUUUCUGCUAUAAAUAGCUUUGCACUCUUUCAUUGUCUUCCACCUUUAUUUUCCAGCCUUUCUUUUUCUUAUAGUAAUCCAGAAAACUGCUCAAAGUAACUUCCCACAUUCUCCUAGAGAGAUCUGGUGUAAGGUCUGCGAACACUCUACCUCCCCUGACCCCACAUGUUUGAUUUCACUAGACCCUUUAACAAAAUGGAGCAUGAAGACAGCUACAAGGGAGUUUCAGAGCCAAAAUACGACUGCCUUCUUUUUGAUGUUGAUGAUACACUUUAUCCACUGAGCUCUGGUAUUUCAGCACAAUGCACGAAAAAUAUCAUUGAUUAUAUGAUUGAAAAGCUUGGCAUUGAUGAGACUAAAGUUCCAGAAAUGUGUAUAAGGUUAUAUAAGGAGUACGGAACAACCAUGGCUGGUCUCAGGGCCAUUGGUUACGACUUUGAUUAUGACGACUACCAUAGUUUUGUACAUGGGAGAUUACCUUAUGAACUUUUAAAGCAUGACCAUGUUCUGAGGAAUCUUUUGCAUAGCUUGCCUGUUCGGAAAGUUAUAUUUUCAAAUGCAAAUGAAGCCCAUGUGGCAAAAGUUCUUAGCAGGCUCGGAUUAGAGGACUGCUUUGAUGAUAUUGUAUGCUUUGAGACUGUGAAUCCUACCAACAACGGCAGUGUACAAGACAACAACAAUGGUGUAUCCCCUAGGUCUCUUAUUGUUUGCAAACCCUUUGAAGAAGCCUAUGAACAAGCCUUUAAAAUAGCCAAUAUUAACCCUCAGAAGACGCUGUUCUUUGAUGACUCUGUCCGUAACCUUCAGACUGCUAAGCUCACAGGCCUUCAUACUGUGUGGGUGGGUGCCUCCCAUAGAACAGAAGGCAUAGAUUAUGCACUAGAAAGCAUUCAUAACAUGAAGGAAGCAUUACCGGAGUUAUGGGAAGAUGUUAAACCAGACAUUCGCUAUUCGGAAAAGACUGCAAUUGAAGUGAGAGCUUAGUUGUGUAAUCUCACAAUAAAGACAACCACAUAGUUGUAGUUAUUUAUUUAUUGCUUUCUCUUUUUUCUUUUCUAGUUUCCUCUUUUGCCUGUUAACCUGAAUAACAAUUGUUACAUUGAUUUCACAGUCCCUAGCUGUAUUAUUAUUGCUUAGUGGAUGUGAAAUUUCUCAUGUGACUAGUUGUAAAAACUUCUCUUAGAAGUAAAUGUUGGCAUGUGAAGUCGAUGAUGACUGCUGAAACAAGUUUGAAUAUUAAGUAUUUGGUUGUGCCAUGACUUUUGGUGCAACCACCUUUCAUCUUCAA